UGCAAAAUUAAAAUUAAAACGACAGAGACGCUUAGAAACAUCGCGGAAAAGUUAGUGUUUGUUUUCCCUGCGUUUUGAAACAUUGCGCCUGUGUGAGCGUGGUGUAAAUAGGCGCUCGUACUGUGAUGGGGGAUGGGGCAACUGAGAGCUCUCGUGCUCCACUAACUCAGCGCUCCCUUUAAUCUCUCUUUUCCUCUUUAUACCGAUGCUGUUUUAAAGUAGAAAUCGCAUUUCCCGUUACCGCAUGUGUUACGUGGCACCCGAAGACCAAAAAAAGUCGGCGUGCGAUUGAAUUUUGGUGCAAAAAGAGAUCAAAAUGUUUCCCACUGGAGCAGCUGGUGCUCCUGAGCCGAGUCAGGGACAUCAGUCCUCUGGGUCAGAUGUUUCUGCUCCCCUGUCUCCUAUAGCACAAGAAUAUGUCUUCAAACCGCCUCAAAGGCCAGACUUUGGCACGAUGGGUAGGACAAUCAAGCUUCAGGCCAACUUUUUUGAAAUGGAAAUACCCAAGUUGGAGGUGUACCAUUAUGAUGUAGACAUCAAGCCUGAGAAAUGCCCAAGGAGAGUUAACCGCGAAAUUGUUGAGCACAUGGUCCAGCACUUUAAAACGCAGAUCUUUGGAGAUCGAAAACCUGUGUAUGAUGGGAGGAAGAAUCUCUACACUGCCAUGCCUUUACCCAUUGGAAGAGACAAAGUGGAGUUGGAGGUCACAAUUCCAGGCGAGGGAAAAGACCGGAGCUUUAAAGUAGCUAUCAAGUGGGUGUCCUGUGUGAAUCUGCAAUCUCUACAUGAAGCAUUGUCUGGACGGCUGCCAAAUAUUCCCUUUGAGACCAUUCAGGCUCUGGAUGUUGUCAUGAGACAUUUGCCCUCUAUGAGGUACACCCCAGUUGGACGUUCAUUCUUCACUCCCUCCGAGGGUUGCUCCAACCCCCUAGGUGGAGGAAGAGAAGUCUGGUUCGGCUUCCACCAGUCUGUUCGACCAUCCCUCUGGAAAAUGAUGCUCAACAUUGAUGUGUCUGCCACUGCGUUCUACAAAGCUCAACCUGUGAUUGAGUUCAUGUGCGAGGUAUUGGAUUUUAAAAGCAUCGAAGAGCAACAGAAGCCCUUAACAGACUCCCAGAGAGUGAAGUUUACUAAGGAGAUUAAGGGCCUGAAGGUGGAGAUCACUCACUGUGGACAGAUGAAGAGGAAAUACAGGGUGUGUAAUGUGACCAGGAGACCAGCCAGCCAUCAGACGUUUCCCUUGCAGCAGGAGAAUGGUCAGACCAUCGAAUGCACUGUCGCACAGUACUUCAAGGAUAAAUACAAACUGGUGCUGCGAUACCCACAUCUCCCAUGUUUACAAGUUGGCCAGGAGCAGAAGCACACCUACCUUCCCCUAGAGGUCUGUAACAUAGUAGCUGGACAGAGAUGCAUCAAGAAACUGACAGACAAUCAGACCUCCACUAUGAUACGUGCCACAGCCAGGUCUGCACCUGACCGUCAGGAUGAGAUAAGCAAACUGAUGAGAAGUGCCAACUUCAACACAGAUCCUUAUGUGCGUGAGUUUGGAGUAAUGGUCAGAGACGAGAUGACUGAGGUCAACGGACGGGUUCUUCAGGCACCUUCAAUUCUCUAUGGGGGACGGGUAGGAACCUAUAACAAAGCAAUAGCUACUCCAGUCCAGGGUGUGUGGGACAUGAGAAACAAGCAGUUCCACACAGGAAUUGAGAUCAAAGUGUGGGCCAUCGCCUGCUUUGCCCCACAGAGGCAGUGUACAGAACUCCUUCUAAAGGCAUUUACAGACCAGCUUCGUAAAAUCUCCCGUGAUGCUGGGAUGCCCAUUCAGGGCCAGCCAUGUUUUUGCAAAUACGCCCAGGGAGCAGACAGCGUGGAGCCCAUGUUCAAGCACCUCAAGUACACUUACCAGGGCUUACAGUUGGUGGUGGUCAUCCUACCUGGGAAGACCCCUGUUUAUGCUGAGGUAAAGCGUGUUGGCGACACUGUUCUUGGCAUGGCCACACAGUGUGUCCAGGUGAAGAAUGUCCAGAAAACCACACCUCAGACCCUUUCCAACCUCUGCCUCAAGAUUAAUGUCAAACUGGGUGGUGUGAACAACAUUCUUCUUCCACAGGGCAGGCCCUUAGUAUUUCAGCAGCCAGUCAUCUUUCUGGGUGCAGAUGUGACUCACCCCCCAGCUGGAGAUGGCAAGAAACCUUCUAUUGCUGCUGUGGUGGGCAGUAUGGAUGCCCACCCGAGCCGAUACUGUGCCACGGUGCGAGUACAGCAGCACCGUCAGGACAUAAUUCAGGAUCUGGCCACCAUGGUGAGAGAGCUGCUCAUCCAGUUCUACAAAUCCACACGCUUCAAACCCACACGCAUCAUCUAUUACAGAGACGGCAUCUCUGAGGGGCAGUUCAACCAGGUUUUGCAGCACGAGCUGCUGGCAAUCCGUGAGGCCUGCAUCAAGCUUGAGAAAGAUUACCAGCCUGGCAUCACUUUUGUGGUUGUCCAAAAGAGACAUCACACCAGACUCUUCUGCAUGGAUAGAAAUGAACGGGUCGGAAAGAGCGGCAACAUUCCUGCUGGCACCACAGUUGACACCAAAAUUACUCAUCCAUCGGAGUUUGACUUUUACCUUUGCAGUCAUGCCGGAAUUCAGGGAACCAGUAGGCCCUCCCACUAUCACGUGCUGUGGGACGACAACCAUUUCACCUCUGAUGAGCUGCAGGUCCUCACCUACCAGCUGUGCCACACCUACGUGCGCUGCACCCGCUCUGUCUCCAUUCCCGCACCAGCUUAUUACGCCCACCUGGUGGCGUUCCGUGCACGCUACCACUUGGUUGACAAAGAACACGACAGCGCUGAGGGCAGCCACACAUCAGGUCAGAGUAACGGCAGAGAUCAAACGGCCCUAGCCAAAGCUGUUCAGAUCCACCAGGACACUCUUCGCACCAUGUACUUCGCCUGAACAUAGCCAGAAACAAGCCCCACAUUCUCUUUACAUCACGGUCUGUGUGUGUAUGCGUUUUUGUGUGUGUGCCCUGUUUAUGUAAUGGGUACAAAUAGAAAAAUAUGCUGUUAGGUUUCCAAAUGCCCAUGUAGAAAGUUCCAAACAUACUUUAAUAUCCUGUCAUGAAUUUUUAGGACUGUAAGAUGUGAAUUCAAUCAUUUCUUUUUAUUUUGUUUGGUGGGCAAGGGUGUGUUUUUCUGUUGUACAUGUGCAUGUCAAAUUAGAGGUUAACAUGUUUACAUAGUCAAUCCAAAAAUGUAAACUAUUUUUAAAUUGAAAGUUACAUUUGCAUUGGGGGGCGUCAGAUUCGGUUUUUAUAGCCAAGGCCGGUGAUGGAGACUAAACAGUAGUAUUUACAAACUCGUCAAACCAAUGGGUCAGGGUUAGUUAAGGACAAAACGGAUCAGGUUAAGCGAUUGUGGGGGAUGCAGUUUCCACACCUUAAUUAUUUAUCAGCGAAGCAAGUGCACUGACAAGAAGGGGACUUCAGGACAAAAGUACUUACCCUGUUUUGUUUCAUUUAUGUGUGCUAAUAUGAAUUUUAUCUUGGUGUCAUUUAAUGUUCAAGUCCGAGCUCAGUCAACCUACUGUACCUGUCCUUCACGAUUGAUCGGGAAUUAUCACAUGCUCGCAUUGGACACUUUUAACAUUUUAAAAGACGUGCAGAAUCAAGAACAUUAUUAGGAUGUGGGAAUGUUGGAAUUGUGGUGACAAUCAGUUUUCUGGCUCUCCGUCACUCAUGUGAGACUGGUUCUCAUCCUCCGUAGAUCUGAGCCAGGAUUCUCUUUAAAUGGAUAUUUGUUCAUACAAGUCCUGUAAAGUACUAAUAUCUUUGGACUCUAAGCAUUUAGAUGACGAGAUUAUCUUGUAUGUACGUUUUUAUUUGACUGCCAUGAGCAUUUUUCUUUUAAAUGUCCGCUGUGAUUGUAACAACUCAAGGUUUCGGUGGAUGGGUACAUACGUUGCUUUUCAUUUUUUUCACAUCCGGUAACUCCUGGAUGGAAAAGGUGAUCAUAGUUCAAGCACCUGUUUUAAUUUCACAAUUCCCCACAUGAAAAAAGUGAGGCCAGUUUUGUGUUGGAGAUUCCAGAGCCUUGUGAUCUAGAAGUUUGACUGUACUAUGCUGUGGGUUUGACAGUUUACUACCGUCACCACACUCCAGCUAGCAACACAUGCUAUCAAGACAGGGAGAGAAGAGGGAGGGAGGGGGGAAGUGUUUAAGAAUGAUACAGUUAUCAAUCGCAUUGUUCACAGAGACACGACGAGGUCGGAGUAAAAAUUCCUUACAAAUUUCAAACGCACCUUAGUUUUUUACUCCGAUGCUAUCUCUACAGCCUAUAACAUGUAGGUUUCAAUGAGAAUAUUACUUUUUUAUAAGACCAUUUGGGUGUUUUGUAAAGUCACGGGUUGGGCCAACAGGCAAGUGGUUGUUGGCUUUUUGUUGCUUAACUUAAGAUGAACAUUAGGUAGAGUAAAAAUUGAUCCAAACAUAGUUCAAAUCGAAGCGCAAUAUAUCGUGUUGUACGUCUUGGUAUACUGUUUUUGCGUAAACAGUUUUUGCCUUCUAAAGCAUAUCAUAAUGUGUAGUGAUUAUCUAUUGAGUGUUGUUAGUCGAUCAGCUGUAGAAUCCCCAUAUAAUGCUUCAACUUGAACAUUUGGGAAUUUUUAACCAUCUUUUUCUAACUAUGCAUUCUUAACCAAGAGAUUUUAGUGGUUUGUUUGUGUAUAUGAAUUUAGAAUGUUUGUAAUGUAGUCAAGUUGGGUACUUUUAGUAGUGUAUAUAGUGCAAACCCUGUACCCACUGUAGCAGUAUUAGGAUACAAAAUACUCUAUUUUUAAUACCAACAAUUGGAUGUUCUUUAUAUGGUUCUCAAUUAUUCCUUUUAGCCAAACAAGAUUACACACAUACUUGUAGUUAUUGUCCUACCGUAACUGAAGCACAAUGGGACAUAAUUGUAGGUGCUAGAGUCCUGAAACAUCAAUUUUGCAAAAUCUUGUUUAACCUCACCUUUUUAGCAAGAAUCUGGUCAGAGAAGUUCAUGGAUACGUUUGACUUUGGAUCUGCUGAAGUUUCUGACAUUUUGACCCUGAAAUGUUUCGGCCAAUGCAAAACCUAACAGACUGUGUAUAAAGGGGCAUUGUAGUUUGUCUUCACAUACUUGAGUUAUGUUGUUAUUAUUUGGCGCUGGUCUCGCAACCCGUGAAAGUCGAUGCACUUUGAAGAGCAAUGGACACAGACCCUUAGAUCUGGUGGAUGGAAACCUUCAUGUGGAACAUGAGUAUGUUUUCUGGGUGCAGUUGUGUUGAAAUGACUAGAUGUCCUACCUCUUGUUACCUGUUACUUGUGUUAUGGUAACAUUACCGCACUGGUCAUUUCUUCAUAAUUACACAAAUGGGAAAGUCUUAUUUGUGUCCCUCUGAAAGUUUCUUGAAUUUAGUGCUGUAGACCACAGAUUUUGCAACACUUGCUCUAACAUGGCAUUUUUUCCUUUUUCAUUGCUUCAGAGGCCAUGCGGUAUUUAGCGUAGAUAGCAUUGCCGUUUUUUAUGGAAAGCGUUUAAGCUAUAUAUUUAAAGCUAACAGUGAGUGAUGCAAGGUUCAUGAUCCAAAACUAUAUCAUUAACGAAUAAGUGGCUUAAUGCUUUAAACAAGCACCGUAUGCUAUAAAAACAUAAAUGUGUGAAUUUUAAUUUGAUCUGUCAUUUUAAAUUGCUGUGCGUUGUUGCUAUAUCCUUGUACACAUUUGAAUGUGUCUCAGCUUUUCUGUUUUUCUUCGCUUUUGAUUAGAGUAAGUAGUAUUUAUCAUUUGCCGUCAGGAGUCAUUGCUUAAACUACUAUAAAUAUUCUUUGGAAAAAAAUAUUUUCUUUUAGCAUAAACCUUUUCUCUUCAUCCUUAUGAACUGUUAGGUUACAGAUUUCUUUUAGUAUUUUACCUUAUUGAAAUCAGCACCUUAGUUAAAGGUCUUCAACAUAUGCAAUUUCUCGAAUAUGAAAUAUGACAUGUUUUUGCACUAUCAAAAGAGAUGUUACAAAUUUGCAUGCUGAUGGACAGAUUUUAAGGUUAGCGAGAUCUGAUCACCCUCCAUUUUUAGAAUGCAGAUGUAAGAAGGUCUUACACUAUGCAAACCUAGUUUUUCCAUCAAGAGCAGUUUCUUUUUUAUGUAUUGUUAAUAAAUUUAGAAAUUGUCCGAUUGUAUGUAAAGUAUAUGCCAUAUACCAAUUUGUAGAAUUACCCAUUUCAUUUUUUUAUUGAUUUUUCCGAUUUAACAGAUUUGUAUGGCUCAUUGUAAUGUUCAGAAAAUAUUUUUAUUAAAAUAAUUCAAUUCAAAUAUCUGUGCUUGCAUUUAAAGCAGAGGCUGAGGGUGGAGUACAGAACAUGGUGCUGAUUUUAUACAGACACAUUUUUUAUAGCAUCUAAGUUUUAGUUCGUAGGAGGCACAUUAGGUGUUCUGAUUGAAGUCUGUGUCUCAGAUUUUCCUCAAACCUUAGAAUUAUUUACCUGUCAAUGUUAUGCCAUUACCAUUACACAGACUUUAAUGGACGUCUCCUUCGUCUUUUCUAGAAAAAUGUCUUUUGCUGUUUGAUUGAAGCUUGUAUAUUGCUUGGUCUAGUGUCUUUCCAUUGCUGGGGUUACGGUGUCCACAUGCCUCUUUGCUUUACGUGGGGUUUAAUAUGUAAAACUAUGGCUGAAGACGAUAGCUUUUGCUGUUGGAUUUGUUACAUACAUGGAGUUUGGAUAAAAUCAGAUUGGAUUACCACAAUUGUAUUGUUAGUAAUACUAACAAUACAAUAACAGUUUCGAUGAGCCUGAUCUCAUCGAGAGCAUUUGACUUCACCUAUCAUCACUAGAUGAUGUCUUUUUAACCUUCAGAGAUUAUGUAUUUUUAGAACUUUGCACUAUGGCGUUCUGAAGCAGAAAUGUAAACCUCUUGACAUCAGUGGUAGUUUUGUUACUGUACUCUUUGCUUUUUACGUUCUUUAGGUGGCUAGAUUAGAAAUGCGCUGCCUUAUGACCUGCUUAUACCCCAAGGACACAAAUAAACUGUUUGAAUGUACUUAAUAUGCUUGCAAACUGGUUGGCACAUUCAUAUCAUCAUUCACACUUUGUUUUAUACAGCAUUGACGCAUUCGACUUAAUGAUGCAUAUUGUUUUCGUUUUUUAAUUAUGUCAUCAUUCAUGGUUGCGAUGUAAUGGAUGAACAGAUAUAAAAUGGCAUAAACGCAUGGGCAGUCGAUUCUGAAUUCACACUGGCUCAAAGAUCUUUGUAUCGCUGACAUUUGUGGUGCUGUACUGUAAAAAGUGUAAAAAAUUGUGCCGUUUCGUGUUGUUGCCACAUGUUGCUUUUAUGUUUGCCAGAAUUUCCAGCUAAAGUUUAAACCCAAUGGGGAGCUAUAGUAAAUGUCCAUGUUUAUAUUUCAACCCAAUAGGCCAAAUUCUUUUUUUUACCAGCAAAUAUUUGUCAAUGUUCCGCUAAUCAUGACAUUGGUGCUUGUGUUCACCAGUUACAAUUUUUUUUUAUUACAGGUCAAUGGCCAGUCAGCUAGUUUGUUCAUUGGGCAUGACAGUGUACAAUUUUUCCAAUUACAAUUUCCGUCAUCAGAGCUCUCGUUGAAAAGUUUAACCAAACCGGUUGCGAAGUGUACAAGUAUCUGAAAGUAUUCUGUCAUAAGCACAGUACUGUUAGUUGUAAUUUUACAGGCUAAUACGUUAUUUAUUAAACUAUGAGCAUGCAUGUCAGAUGAAAAAAUGAUUUAUUGAGAGCAUCUUCAUAACCUGGCUUUUUAAACCAAGUUUUAAAACUACCUCAAAACGGUGUCAGGUGCUAACAUUAAAUAUCCCUUGUGCUCAUGGCAAAUAACAAUAAUUGUGACCAAACGACACAAGCCUAUACUGUGUGUAUUAAGUGUUUCGUUGUGUCUCAUUUUUAUAGAAAGUGUGUGGUGGAUCAACAUGAGGAAUGUUUCAGCAUUUAAUAAAAAUGGCAGGGGACCAAAAUACGACAAGUUUCCCUUUUUAAAAUGUAGUGAUAUAAAAUAGUCAUCAGCUUUUAGAGGACUGUAAAGUUGUAGUUUGUCUUCAUGCGCUGGCCUUUGUUUGUUAUUAUAUACAUAUGGAUUCGGGCUGAGAUAAUUGCCAAAUGAAAACUGAGGUUGAUGUCGUUUCUUCAGACUGGGGCCUUUUCUAGACCAGGUCUAGAUAAGGAGUCGAUCUUUUGAUUUGGGUCAAUGUCAAUCCCAUGCCCAUCACUAGCAUUGUGCCAUAUCAUGGAUAACAUACUGGACAGGAAAUGUCCACCGACCACUGCUCUGUGUUUUAAUAUAUUUAGACCACAUUUUCCUAUGAAGCAGCUCAUCAACCUGUGUCAAAAGGCAAUCAUUGAGUUUUUAAUGUGCUACAGUUUAUACUUGAUUCUUCUACUUGAUUUACAUCCAGUAUUGCAAUAAAGAGACGUUUGGCACUCAUUAGAUCGAUCUGGUUUAUGAACUUCCACAGGAAGGGUGGGGUCAGGUCUCAGAUAAGCUAUUUGUAUUUAAACCUCUUCAUUUAAGAUUUUGGAGUGCUGACUAUUUGCAAUCGAUGCGUUUUUACGUUGCUACAUUUUAUGAAGGGAAUUCAGUUUUGAUUCGAUAUCUCUCAGACUCUGUUUAUGGAUGUUACAAUCCAUUCUGAUACACUGGCAUUUGCGUUUCUUGAGAGACUUUGAUUUGAAUUAGUAUGGUACAAAGGAGGUUGUAUGGAAAUGAAAUCUAGAUUCUUUUUUUCAUUAGUAAUCUUCGAAACGUCCAGCGUGUUUUUUUUUUUUGUACGUGUGCCUUUUCAAAUCUAUCCCGCCCCUAACCGAGGGACUGUCCUUUUAAUUUGAUGAUCAGCGCCACAUGAAAUAAUUUGUACAUUUAUCAUGCAACCUUGGGUGAAUGCUGCAUAGAAUGAUCAGUAUUUGUAUUUUGCACUUUCUAAGCAGUUUAAAGGAUGCCCUCUGUAAUUGGGCAAACAGACUAAGAAUAUUUAAGACGAGGUAUUUUCUGCUACAAUAGGAAUUCUAAGGAACCAUAUGACUUGUUGGUCUUUUCGAAAAUAAAGUGUAUAGAUGUGAAGUACCUCAAAAGCCUGAUAAAUGCUGCAUAAACUUCAUUUAUUGUUGUUUUGUGAACCUCAUCUUUCAGACAUUGCAAACAAUUUCCCCUGUAGGGAGGUUUGAUGGCCACACAAUGGUGUGCAAGCACCUUUGAAAUGAAUUACUGCAACCUUCUUUAAAACUGAUUUCUACCACAUUUAGUUGAUGGCUGAUAAGCGUUUCGAUGGUGCACACUGCACAGAGAACGCAAUCCUGACAUUUUUAGUACAUCUUGAUUUACAGUCAUUCAUUGAAAUGAUACAAUGUUUCUGUUACCAGGCAUAACUUUAGCAUUGGCCAGUUCAUCACAAUUAUUGGAUUUGUAGUGACGUCUUGUAGUCAAGUUCUGGUUGACUCAGGUAUUGCCAUUAAGGGCUGUAUCUGUUAAUGCCUCUUCCACAAAUUCCCUCACCUGUGUCUUAAUGUAGCCUUAGAACUGCAUUUAUGGAAAAAUCAUGAUGGAGAAUAUCUGGCCUUAAAAUAUGCACUAAUAACCACAACAUGCAAAUCACUACACAACAAGGCCAUAUGUUUUUGCCAUAAAACUACCUCCUAGGAAUGUAGGAGUGUCCUGGAACAGCCAGAUGGUGUCUUUUAGUUUUUUUUAAAUAGUACUCCGUAAACUGACAAUCAUCCUCAGUUUUUUUCUUAUGCCAUAGCAAAUUUGUAAUUAGUUCUCUGAAUUACAUAAUUCCGGGACACUCCAGUUUAUUUUAUAUGGUUUGGUUUGCUGUUUUAUUUUAUAUGGUUUGAUUUGCUUUUUUAUUUUAAAAGACCGUCUUCAUGUUUGCCAUGAAAGAGCCAAGCGACCAAAGUUUCUAUUCGAAGGUUUUCUUGCACUCAUGGCCUCAAACCUCCCUUUCACGUUAGCAAUUUUUCUCUGUUUAAUCUUGUGUUUGCUCCUUUAUAACAUGCCAAAUUACAUUUGCUGUCAUUCCUGUCAUGGUUUAGUCUUUAAUUUCUCAUACAUGUUUUUUUUUUGCAUUCACUGCUAAGCUCCUUGUCGUUGUUUCUUGUUAAUGUAAAGUGUGAGCUCCAAUUUUUUUUAACAAAUAUUACAAACCAAGAUAUGCUGUAAACCCUGCUAAGACAUAAUGUGAAAACGUAUCAUUUAAUAUAGCUCACUUUCGCUUGACUGUGUAUUGCAUCAUUUAAUAAAAUUAAUUUCAUCUGACUCUUGUAUGUUUUUU
This is a messenger RNA of Triplophysa rosa, 10295 nucleotides long. It is a transcript of the gene ago2, whose product is annotated as argonaute RISC catalytic component 2. Gene Ontology annotation, biological process: regulation of DNA-templated transcription; regulatory ncRNA-mediated gene silencing. Gene Ontology annotation, molecular function: protein binding; endoribonuclease activity, cleaving siRNA-paired mRNA; RNA binding. The record is from RefSeq and is a predicted model, not a curated record. Gene Ontology annotation, cellular component: RISC complex. The coding region runs from base 317 to 2947 and encodes 876 amino acids. The transcript is spliced from 20 exons. Lineage: Eukaryota; Metazoa; Chordata; Actinopteri; Cypriniformes; Nemacheilidae.